Messenger RNA from Eremomyces bilateralis CBS 781.70, 6173 nucleotides. RefSeq lists its product as uncharacterized. The coding region runs from base 121 to 6075 and encodes 1984 amino acids. Gene Ontology annotation, biological process: proteasomal ubiquitin-independent protein catabolic process. The transcript has 3 exons. The record is from RefSeq and is a predicted model, not a curated record. Lineage: Eukaryota; Fungi; Ascomycota; Dothideomycetes; Eremomycetales; Eremomycetaceae. Gene Ontology annotation, cellular component: nucleus; cytosol. Gene Ontology annotation, molecular function: proteasome binding; peptidase activator activity.
CAAUCCAUACUCUUGUCCACAUCUCCGGACUCUCUCAUGCAGUCCGAGCUGUUCUGCCUACACACACACCACUCCCCCGACAGCUCCGCAGUUGAGUGAGGUCCACGACAACGGCAGACCAUGGCAGGAGCAGAUAGAAUAGCUCAGUUGGUGAGCACAUACUCUGGCAUAGGCUUAAACUCCGACAUCUCACGUGCCACCUCCCCCGGAGGCAACCCGCACGAUGCAUCGAACGUUCCCAACGGCCUCGAUCGCCCCAAGGAGAGCCGAUCGCGACCACGGACGUUUCCGUACUUCAAGCAUCUUCCCUAUCCGACCGAGACGACCAAGGAACACGAGCAGAACUUGAACACCAUCGUCGAGCAUCUGUAUGUCGCUGUGUCGGCAGGGGAUUUCGCCCCUGGUGCGACCCAUUGGACGAGGGAGCUGCGAGGAUGGCUGUCGUUGAAGUUCGACUUGCCGCGAGACACGAGGGUGAAGUUGGUGAGGUUAUAUUAUGAGCUGGCACUGGCUCCGGGGUUGGAAGUGUUGACGGCGGAGAGAUUCGCGGGCACAUUUAUGACUCUGACAAAACGAAAACACUACCUCCGUAACGGAAAAGACCUCACCCUUGACUGGCGUCCCCUCUUCAAGGAGCUCAAAAUCUUCGUCCUCCCCAAUAGCACCGGUGGCUCGUCCAGCGGCGCCAUCCGCCGCAAUGUCCGCACCCUCAACAAGAUGUGCACCUUUGCCCAACUCUACUUCGACCCGCGCGAGAUCCCCGCCAUGCUCGAGGAGUUCCUCCCGCACUUCACCACCUCCUUCACCGAGGGCGCCUUCACCGUCGUCGGCCUCCUAAAUCUGCUGUUUCCCACCACCCCGGGCCCGAAAGAUCGGCCGGAUCUCCAGCCGCAGCAUUACAUGCCGACGUUCUUCCAUCUCUGGUCGCUCGUGAACCGGUCGCGGGUGUUCGACAUGCAUUUCUUGGACCUGCUCUCCCGCCUCGCGAGGGAUUGUCUGAUCACCGAGCAUCUUCCCUGGUCGCAGCAUGGCAUCUACACCGAAGACCAAUCGAACCUGAUCUUCACGGCCAUCUUGCGGCUGCUGGAGAUCCCACUCGUCCAGUCCUCGUCGCCGUAUAGCUCACAUGUGGAUAACACGUCGGGGUUGGCGGCGCUCCUAGAGCGGGAUCCUCGAAAGCAUCCCAUCACGCAUAACAUCGCUCGAUGGAUCGUGAUGUCCCUCUCCCCAGCGUGCCUGGAUAACGAGCGAUCGAUAUUGUCGAAUUUGGAAGGACUGAUCGAAGCGGUGGAAACGUAUUUCCACCCCUCCAAUUCCGGGAGCUGGACGCGCUCGCUUUCACAGCUUGUAUACUACCUGACCGACUUCUUCGUCAUGCGCUGGAACCGCGAGCACAGCGGCGAGAUGGAAGUCCCGGAAGGCCGCCGGCUGACCGACGAGGUGAAGCGGCGCUUCGUCCUGUGUCUGCGGGAGGUGACGUUCAUGACCAUCUUCUCGAAGAGCCAUGCCGCAAUCUCGUACGCGCUGUCGAGCUUGCAGAGCCUCGCGUACCUCGAACCCAAUCUAAUCAUCCCCGGCGCGCUCCAGAGGAUCUACCCGGCCCUGCAGGGGUUGGUCGAGGUCCAUCGCACGAUUUCGUCCAUCCGAGCGCUCCAGAUGCUCGCGAAGGUCAUGGCGCGCACGCGAGGAUAUCGGUGCCAUGUCAUGUCCCUAUUAGGGCUCUGUCUCCCCGGUAUCGAUCCGAACGAUUUGGAGAAGACGUUGCAGACGCUGGCCUACAUCCAAAAUGUGAGCUACUGCAUUCCACUCUGCGACCUGACGAAAGAGAAGCCCCACACGGAUGAAAAUAUUCCGAACGGCGAGGAGAAUUCAGCGUAUUCGACCGAGGAUUCGGAAGGUACCGCGGUGUUGUGGGUUCAAGAACAGCUACAAAGACUGGAAAAAGAAGGCGGGGAUAUCGAGAUCGACUAUGAGAAGGAGAUGACGCCGGAACAAGAGGAAGCGAUCCUCCGGUCUUCUACGAUGGGACUCGCGGAGUUCGUCAUGCAAUUCAUCGGCCGAGUCUUCACCCUCCUUGAGAAUCUACCAGACUCAUCCCGAGUUAAGAGCGGAUCGCCAGAGGAGAGCGUCGUCAACACCCUUCCGGCGACCUUCACCCCGCUCCUCGCAACUCUCUCCCCCGAGCUCUACGACAUCGCGCUGAACAAGAUCGCCCAGUUCGUCAGCAACCACGUCAUCCACCAAGCCCGCGACGCCAUGGCGUUCAUCUGCAAUGCCCUCGUCAAAAUCAACCCCAAAAAGGCCCUCGACCGCCUCCUCCCCACCCUCAUCGCCGGCAUCCGCACCGAGAUCGAUGACAACGGCGCUGGCUCCACCCGUACCACGGGAUCCGAGGUCCUCCCCCGCGACCGCGCGCUCGUCUGGAAUAUCAGUCUAUUAAGCAUGUGCGUGGUGCACGUGGGAGACAGCGUGCUGAAAUGGAAGGACGAGCUGAUCGGGAUCGCGGAACACAUGCAGAAAUCCUGCAAAGGGAUUCCGACAGUCCACAUCUCGAAUUUCGUGCACCAUCUGCUGCUCAACUUGACGGUGACCUACACGAUCGAUUUCUCGAUCUACGAGAAGGCGGAGUUAGAGCGCGGGUUGACGCCCGCCGAUUGGGGGAAGCUUCCCGAUAAGCAGAACAUGCAGAUCAGCUGGCACGUGCCGAAGGCGGCGGAGAUCGAGUUCGCGAUCGAGGUGUUUCAGAACGAGACGCGGCAUGCGCUGAAGUCGUUGACGGCGUUGACGAGCGAGAAUCCGCCGACAAAACGGGAUGGCACGGGGAAAGAUUGGAGCGACGAGGUGUCGCGCCAUCUAGUGCUUCUGCGGUUGAUUUUGUCGGGAAUUUCGGUCCUCUUCGAUCCGGCGCAUGAGAUCCAUGAGAUUGAGGCCGGACAUGGCGACACGGACUUACCGAAUGGGUCAACCGACAUCGUCAUGAAAGAUCCCGCAGCGGAGGAGCCGGAAAGCGAUGCGAAUGAGACCGAGGCGAACUUGGGUGAGGCGGAAGAUGAGGAGGUGAAGCCGACGUUUCAGUAUGAAACGGGAUACUCGCUUGACCGGGAGGGAGACCAGUAUAAACUGAUCCACCAGCUCCGAAGGGAUGUCGGUGAGACACUGCAUCGGGUCCAUGUGUUCCUUUCGGAGAAACAGGAGGAUGAUGUGGCUUGCUUCAAUGCGUUGUACACGGCUUACAAGUCGUGGUUCGUCGAUGUUGGCAUCGAGAGGUCGGCUCAUGUCCUGGAUCGUGUGUCGAGGCUCUACUCGGCAGAUAUCCUGCCGUUCAAGUUCAGUGGAAUACGGAAGGAAUAUCCCAGGCCGCUGCUAGCAAGACGAGCAAACGUCUACCACCUCCAACGACUGAGACACAACGCCAACCCCCGCCUCCGUACCAAGCUCGACGAGAUGCUCCUCCUCGAUCUCGCCAAGUCCAGUGUCUCCCUCUACACCGACAUCCGCCGCACCGCCCAAUCCGCCAACGAAAACGCCGUCAAAUGCGUCAUCGGAUCCCGUCCCCUCGUCGUCCCUCCGCUCCUCGACACCCUCGAAACGGCCAUCGCCGCGCAAGACUACCCGCGCAUCAAGGGCGUCAUCUACUCCCUCUUAUUCGGCUCCCUCGCUAAGACCAUCAGUAAAGACUGGCGCUUCACCCCGCGGCUCAUCAAGUGCUUUGUCGAGGUCACCGGCGUCGACAAGCCGUCCGUGCAGAAACUCGCCGCGAACGCCGCGUUCCCCAUCAUGGACAUGGGGAAGCCCACCGAUCGCAUGGUCAUCGUCGACGCGGAUAUCGUGAAGGAUCUGCUGACGACCACGGACGCGGACGAGCAACACGUCGAGCGCAUGACGGUGAAGAUCCAGCGGCGCGGCGACAAGAUCGCGGGUAAGCGGCAAAAGAUCGAAGGGCGCAAAGCGAAGCUCGCGGCCGAGUUGCUCGAGGUCGCGAAGACGGCGCACUGGAAGAAAGCGUCCCGCGCGGCCGCCAUCGUGAUCAAUCUCGGCAUGCGGUUCGAGUUCAUCGCGAGCGAGCCGCUCAUCGAGAUGCUGGCGAAGGGCGCCGUCGACCAGCAUCCGAGCCUGCGGUCGCUAUAUUCCGGGGCGCUGCUAGCGCUGUUCGGGCUCGUGCAGACACGGGCAGUGGCGAAGCACAGCUACAAGAACUGGCUACUCCUAAAAGAGGACGUGCCGGAUAUGGUGCAGGCGCCGACGAACUCGUCGGAUCCGCACUGGACGGAGAGCUUCCUGAAGCGGUUCGCGCAGCCGGACGUGAAUUUCUACAUCGAUUGGGACCAUUGCGGGUGGCUCGUCUGGGAGAAGGAGAUCACCGGGUUUCUGCCCGAUCGCCCGGCGCUGGAGUUCGACGACGUGGAGGAUAAGGUACGGAAGACGAUCGCGAAGCAUCUCGAUCGGGUGUGGUUCUCGACGUACUUCUCAUACAUCAAGCAGGAGCCGCGCGAUCCGCACAGCGACCGGUUCCGCGUGUCGUCCGCGUACACCCUGUCCGCGGCGUUCGAGCUCGUGUUCGCGGGUCUCACGACUGCAACAUUUGCGGAUAUCCAGGAGCUUAGCGGCACGGUGUUCGGCGACGGCAGCGACAAGCACCAGCAUCGCGCGACUGCGGAGAUCAUGGGCGGACUGAUCUCAUGCGCGGACUACCUACCCAAGGAGCAGAAGGUGGAGAUCUGGGAGUACGCGUUCCCGAUCGUGCGCGGCAUCCUGCGCGACGGGCUGUCGCCCGAGACGUCGUCGUACUGGCAGACGUUCCUGCACGUGGCAUUCCAGUCGAAGGAUCCGCGUCGGGCGUGGCCGCUGGUGGACUGGUUGGCGAGCUUCAAGCUGGACAUGUCGUCGAACGCAGCGUUCAAGGAGAGCUCGAAGAUUCAGGCGCUGCAACAGUGCAUUCUGGAGACAGGGUGGCAUUUCCAGCUGGAGAAGCCGAUCCUCGAAGAUUUCUUGGCACAUCUGGAUCAUCCAUAUAAGGGUGUCCGCGAGGCGAUGGGGCAGACGCUAGCGACGAUCUAUCGGACGCGGUAUCAUGAGUCGUAUCCUAAUGUGACGGCGUUAGUGAACGCGCAGAAAGAGGCGGGGUCAAUUGGGUUACAGCCAUAUAAGCCCACCGAGGAGUUCACGGCAACCAUGAACGACAUCUUCGAGCGCCUGCAAAAGUGGCGGGCAGAGCGCCAACCGGGACAACAGUCGCCGUCGUCGUACACGCAAGGCGGCAAGACGGUGCUUCUGUGGCUGGACUCGGCACUCACGUCGUUCGAGUGCACGGAAUUGAUCCCGUUCAUCCCCACGCAGCUGACGGUCGAGCUCCUCCACAUGAUGGACAUCAAAGAAGAUCAAGAGCUCCAAUCCCUCGCAUACCACGUCUACAAGCAAAUCGCCAACGUCCCCCACCGCGCGGGCGAAGACGGCCCCUUCAUCGCCUCCCUCAUCUCCAUCGGCAACACCGCCUCCUCCUGGCACCAGCGUCUUCGCAUCCUUAUCAAUAUCCAAGUCCUCUUCUACCGCGAACUCUUCCUCAUGUCCCCCGCCCACCAGCAAACCCUCUUCGAUAGUGUCUCCGCUAUGCUCCGCGACCCUCAAUACGAAGUCCGCCUCGGCGCCUCGACCACCCUCUCCGGCAUGAUCCGCUGCUCCCCAAUCGCCAAGCGCGACGCCGUCGUGAAAACCCUCAAGGCCCGCUUCUCCGAGAUGCUCGCCGCGAAUCCGCUGCCGAAGCGGAGGGUCCCCGGGACGCCGACGCCCGCGCAGGCGCAGACGACCAUCGGGCGGCACGCGGCGGUGUUGGGUUUGGGGGCGCUGGUGCAGGCGUUUCCGUACCAUAGUCCGCCGCCGGGGUGGUUGCCGGAAGUGUUGGCGACGUUGGCAACGAAGGCGAGUGGAGAUGGAGGGACGGUGGGGAAGAGCGUGAAGGGGAUUUUGGCGGAUUUUAAAAAGACACGGCAGGAUACGUGGCAUGUGGAUGUUAAGGCGUUCGAGCCGGAGCAGCUGGCGGAUUUGGAAGGCGUGUUGUGGAAGAGCUAUUUCGCGUAGACGGAACUGAAUCAUACAUAUCGUUUUCAGGGUAUUGGGACCGUUUCCAGUUCGAAGCCAUGAGUAGCAUUAGGCGAUGGAGGACGUUACGGUAGGAU